This is a messenger RNA of Ipomoea nil (Japanese morning glory), 1192 nucleotides long. Its product is annotated as GDSL esterase/lipase 1-like. The coding region runs from base 34 to 1158 and encodes 374 amino acids. The transcript has 5 exons. Gene Ontology annotation, molecular function: hydrolase activity, acting on ester bonds. The record is from RefSeq and is a predicted model, not a curated record. NCBI's taxonomy places the organism in Eukaryota, Viridiplantae, Streptophyta, Magnoliopsida, Solanales, Convolvulaceae.
AAUAUAUAUUCUCAACUACAUACGACCCUUGAAAUGGCUAGUUUGUAUUCCUAUGUCGUCAUUAUUGCCUUGGCUUUGCUUGGCAGCUUAGCUACUCCUCCAUUGAACAUCAUUUCCUUAGCCCAUCAUAAUUAUCAUGUAGCUCUCUUUGUGUUUGGAGACUCAAUCUUCGAUCCUGGCAACAAUAACUACAUCAACACUACCACUUAUAGCCAGGCUAAUUUUCCGCCCUAUGGGGAAUCAUUUUUCAAGUACCCAACAGGCAGGUUUUCUGAUGGUCGUCUCAUCCCAGAUUUUAUUGCCGAGUUUGCAGAAUUACCUUUAAUUCCGGCGUAUUUCCAGACCGAGCAACUUGGGCUUAUUAAUGGAGUCAACUUUGCAUCAGCUGGCGCUGGCAGUCUUGUUGAAACCUUUUCUGGUUUUGUGAUUAAUCUUAAAACACAAGUGGAAUAUUUCAAGAAUGUUGCAAAAGAAUUGAAGGGGAAGUUGGGUGAUAAUGAAUCAAACAAACUGCUGUCCAGUGCUGUGUACAUGCUUAGCAUUGGCAGCAAUGACUACUUCAACCCCUUUACCAAAGAUUCCACCAUCUUUCAUUCAUAUACUCAUCACCAAUAUGUUGACAUGGUCAUUCGUAAUUUAACUAAUGUCAUCAAGGAAAUAUACAAGGAAGGAGGGAGAAAAUUUGUCAUUUUUUCUGUGAUACCUUUAGGGUGCACACCAUCUACUAGGGCUCUCAACAUUCAACAAAAAAACACCAGUGGAUGCUUCAAGGAACUCCAAGACUUGGCAAAGAUUCACAAUAAGGCCUUGCUAAAACACCUCACCAUACUAGACAACACAUUACAUGGAUUUAAGUAUUCUUAUUUCGAUUUCUUCACAGCCAUCACUAACAUUAUUCAUCAUCCAUCUAGAUAUGGUUUCAAAGAAGCAAAGACGGCAUGUUGCGGAAGUGGUCCUUAUAGAGGAAUACCAAGCUGUGGUGGGAAAAGGGAGCCAUUGAAAGAAUAUGAGUUAUGCAAAGAUGUUAAAGAUUAUUUGUUUUUUGAUCAUGCUCACCUCACUGAGAAGUCCAGCCACCACUUUGCUACAUUACUUUGGAAUGGAGACCCCAAUCUCACUCGGUCUUACACUGUGAAGUCCUUGUUUCAACAAGUCUAGCUUAUACAGAAUAACUUCAUUUGUAUGCAGAAAU